Messenger RNA from Plenodomus lingam JN3, 510 nucleotides. RefSeq lists its product as uncharacterized. The record is from RefSeq and is a predicted model, not a curated record. Lineage: Eukaryota; Fungi; Ascomycota; Dothideomycetes; Pleosporales; Leptosphaeriaceae.
AUGUCGGGUACUCGUCGUGACUGCGUCUGGAAUUUGCCGCUGAUGAGCCGGCACUGCGAUCUCCACUUACGACAGCCACCUUUGCCGCAAGCCAUGAAUGCAUGUACCGAACAAACACCACUACACGAUGAUCCUGUUCGGAUUUGCUUCAGCUUUAAGAGUCAGGACAUCCCAGGAGAACCUGGUGCUCGUCCAAUAACUCUCGCGAAUGCCUUUAUGGAACCAACUUAUGGACGGAAAUUCGACUGGGAUCGGGAUCAUUUCUACACACCAGCAGGCAUAGACGAGGUCGGAGAUAGCGCUAGAAGAAGCUUGUAUAUGUUUCUCGAUAUCAACAAGCACGCGAAUCCUUCGUCGAUAUCCUUGCGCUGCGUUAAAGUCGUGAAGAAAGAUUUAUUAACAUUUAAAGACACAAACUUCAACGGGGCACUAAAAUUCUCAAAAUGGUACCCAUGGGGCGGUCGCGACAGCGUCCAGCAGCAGCAGGUCUCACAGGUUACAGGCGACUGA